Pistacia vera is the source of this 3853-nucleotide messenger RNA. RefSeq names its product putative disease resistance protein At3g14460. The coding region runs from base 49 to 1020 and encodes 323 amino acids. The record is from RefSeq and is a predicted model, not a curated record. The transcript has 10 exons. Lineage: Eukaryota; Viridiplantae; Streptophyta; Magnoliopsida; Sapindales; Anacardiaceae.
AGUUUGUGUGAAUUAUAUAAUUUGCACACUUUAGAUAUUACUGAGAGUAUGGUAACUGAAUUACCUAGUGGGAUAGAAAAAUUAGUAAAUUUGAGGCGUUUAAAAAAUGAGACAUGGUCGUUGUUUUACAUACCAAAAGGGAUUGAGAAAUUAACAGGUCUCCAAACAUUAUCAGAAUUCAUUAUAAGCGGUGGUGGUGAUUAUGAAAGCAGAGCAUGUAGUCUUGAAGGAAUUAAAAAUUUGAAUAAUCUUGAAGGGGGCCUUCAAAUAAGAGGGUUGGGAAAUGUGACAAAUAUGAGUGAUGGUAAAAUGAAAGAAGUACUCAAGAAUAAGAAAUACCUUACCGGUUUGUCUCUGCAAUUCGAUAAGGGAAUGGAAACACCUCGUAGGGGUAGCGUCACCUGGAAAAUUGCUGAAGAAGGGGAAUCGUGUGAGGAUUAUGAAGUAGUCCUUGAAGCUAUACAACCACCUGCAGAAUUAGAGGGGUUGUCGAUUGAAUACUACGCAGGCAGAACUUUCCCCUCCACUUGGAAGACGUCAUUAACCAAGUUGAAGAGUUUAUGUAUUAUGUCUUGCCCAAACUGUAAGAAUUUGCAUCCUUUGGGAGAAUUGUCAUCCCUUGAAGAACUAACUUUAGGUUGGAUGAAAAAUGUGAAAAAAAUGGAUAAUGAAUUUUGGGGGAUUGAAAGUGGAACCUCUUCAUCAUCUUCAUCCUCUGGUUUCUUCCCCAAAUUGAAACAACUCAGAUUUUACGUACUAGAAGAAUGGGAAGAGUGGACUUACGAGAAUACAAAGAAGGGAGAAGAAGAAGAACAUAUUAGAUUCAUGCCAUGUCUUGCUACCUUGGAAAUCACAUCCUGUGAUAGAUUAAAGGCACUGCCAGACAGCCUUCUGCAGAGGACAACACUCGAGACAUUGGAGAUUUGUGCAUGUCCUAUUCUAAAUGAACGAUACAAAGAAGGAACAGGAGAAGACUGGUCCAAGAUCUCUCACACCCCUACCAUUGUAAAUUGGUUAUGAAUGGGUCAAAGGGAAGCAAUGAACAUCAACCCACUAGCCACAGGCUUGGAAAAAUACCUCGAUUACUAUAUAAAUAAAUGAAGUUGCGCAAAACCAGGAGGGCAGCCGGAAAACCCUCACCUUUCGCCGAAUUCCGACCAUUUUCGGCCACCUUUGACCUCCCCUUGUGCCGGUUCAUCUUCCACCAUCAUCUCCAUCGUAGAUAUAACGGAAUCCGGCGACGUUUGGGCUCCCUUCCUGCGACCUUUCAUCUUCCAGCGAAGGUUUGGCUUACAUAUCGUGACUCUUCGGCUUCCAGGCCAGUUAUCGGUCCCUUUCCUGUGACGUUGCACCUCCCCAGCUACUGCUCCUCGCUCCCCAGCUCGAUAGCUAUUGCCCGGUACCUUCGGAUAAACGUUUCGCCACCGGCCGCCGGGAACCCCACUGGAAGCCUCCCUUGGCUACAAACCACCUUCUUCAACUGCCGGUGAUUCGUUUUCCACCAUGACCAGCACCAUUUCACAGUCUCCAGCCACCGUCGACACCACCAUGAGCGGCUGAGCUCCCGGUUGCCCCUUACAGUGUAGGCCAGACCAAGUUAAAUGCGCUACCAGGUGGCCUUUUCCAGAAGACAAAACUCGAUAUAUCAGUGAUAAUUCUUAAAUGUCCCUGAAGCACAUCAAACUGAUGGUCGAACUCGUACCCACAAGGAAGCCCAAAUUGAAUUAUCAAUUUGACAGCAGCUACCAGCAGCCCACAACCUACAGGGUUCGAUUUUUUUCACCGGGGCAAAGGAACUUAUAAAAAUGGCUAUAAUGCAUUGUGGUCUACAAGAUAGAGAAUAGCAUAAUGCGAUCAGCUAGAGAAGAGAAGAGGAUUUGCAGUGAUGUUUUCAUUUCUAUUAUCUGACAGAGAAUAGCAGAAUGUGACCAACAGGAGAAGAGAGGAGGACUUGCUAUAACAUCUUUCAUUUCUGUUACCUCUGUGAGCUCUGUUUUUGAUUUUCUGCAUAAGGUCUCUGUUUUAUCUUGAUUCUGUCCUUUAGAAGUUUUGUAAUCAUUACAAAAUAACAACCUUUGUUUUCUAUCAGGUCGAACAAUUAAGGUUGGAAAAUAUUUUCAGCCCAUGCAAAAGCAGUUACAUCCGAGAAGUUUUCCCUUAAUGAACUUUACGCUUUGAAUGUUGGAUCGCUUAUGCAGCAUGUUAGGGGGCUUCUUCAUUUUGCUUUGAAUUGCCUCUGUGAGAUCCUUUUAUACUCAUUUGGGUUUCUUAUGCUUAUAUGGAUACUUGAAAGGGCUUUUUAUUUCUUAUUAAAAAAACUUAACAUCCAUGUUUUAGUUUUGAUGCAGUGACCAAGUUUAAUGUAUCCUAAAUAUUUUUGAACAAAUCAAAAGACUAUAAGCAGAGAUAUGACAGGAGCUCUUAUCAUACUGGAGAAGAUUGACAGAGGCAAUUAGCCUCGAAGUAUAUAGCAUAACAUCUCCUUACUUCUUAAAGGGGAGGGUGAUUAUGGGACCAACCACAGGAGGAAGGAGUCAUUCUAAAUGACUUUACUCAGAAAUGGAGAAUUAUCACUUGAAGUUGCUAGAAAGGAACAAUAUUGUGUUUCUGCCCCAAAGAUCAAAUUGAUUAGUUAUGCUUGUUGAUUUGCUACUAAGGCUAUCUAUGCUGAUAAUAUAAUACUCUAUUACUGAUCAGCAGAGAAAAUACUCAAGAACUCAAUGUCUAGGUUUCACAUUUGCUUGGUGGGCUUCCUCAAAUUUACAUUUGCAUUUCCUUCAUGCUUUUUAUCUUUCUUGAAAAUAAAUUGCUACUGACGAUAGACACUAUCUUAUGAGCAUAUAUCAUUUUUUUCACCAAUGUUGCUGAAAAGAACUUGUGAUUAGGGAAUGGAUUUAUGCUUCACAUACAGAAUAUCUUUAAUCCUAUAUAAUAGUUUCUAUUUCGUGUCACAGUGUGGUUUUAGUAGUAAGUGGUCAUCCAAUGAUGCAUUUUGGCGACAAGUCCAGCAUCAUGGUAGGCAUGAGUAUGCCAGACAGCGAAAUCUAAUCAAAGAAACUUACGCAAGUUUAUCUUCAUGGAUUGAAACUCCGAAUGCAAUUUGUAAUUGUAUUGCAGAGCUUGGUCUUGGUCAACCCUGAAAAUCAAUCUUGUUAUCUCCAAGAAUAUCCUGUGAUACAACCUGCACAAUGGAUAAAAUCCAUUUUUAUUUUCUCUUCUAGGAGAAUUCGGACACAACUCUAAUGUGUUCUGAACAGUUGCCGCAUCAACAAAAAACAUUCACCAGCUCCGUCAUUAAUUUGUUCCAUCAAACAAGAUGCCCAUGUCCGCAGGCUAUGGAAUGUGCACAUUCAUCUUCAGGGUUAACCAUGGAAGAGCAGAAUUUCAACCUUUGGCUUUCCCUUGAUGACAAGCUUUCAUUCAUGCAAUGGAAUUUGGAGCUUCUUGUGUUCCAAUCAUGUCAGGAUACAACUCAACCAUAUCCUUCACCAUUUGAAGUGAGAUUAAUCAAUUUACCAGUCAUGCUAACAAGACUACUACGAAGAAAUUCUGGGGAAAAGUUACCUGAAAGUUUGUGUGUUGCACACUUUAGAUAUUAGUGUGAAUGCUACAGGAAUUACCUCAGGACUGGAAAAAUGAGUUAAUUUGAGGCAUUUAUUAAAUGCCUCUGUAUCACUAACUUACAUUCCAAAAGAGAUUCAGAAAUUAAGUGUUUCUUGCCCUACAAUUGACGAGAGAAGAAGAAGUCAAUCUAAAUGAUUAGGAAAAGGAAUCAAAUUAAUUGAUGUGCUGCAAAAGCUGAUUAUGUGUGUAAUCUAAAUAUCUGUUACUGAUCAAGAGAGGAAAUAUAUAU